AUGGCUCGCCUGCUGGUUUUGGUCAACUCCGUGGUCCUGUUGCUUUUCGGCAGCGACGUGUUCUUGGUGGGAGCAAACCGGCCCCCAGCUCCCGUCAACGUGUCCGUCAUGCACCUGCGGGCCGACUCGGCAACCGUCUCCUGGGAGGUUCCUGAGGGAGACAUCAUCAUCGGCUUCUCCAUCUCACAACAGAGGCAGGACGGACACAUGCAGCGGUUCAUUCGGGAGGUGAACACCACCAGUCGCUCCUGUGUUCUUUGGGACCUGGAGGAGGAGACAGACUACAUCAUCCAGGUCCAGUCCAUCGGCCUCUACGGGGAGAGCCAGGCCAGCAAGAAGGUGCAUUUUCGCACCCUCAAGAAGUCCGACCUCUUCCCGUCCAACAGCUCCAACCAAGAUGACCCCACUGUGCAAGGCCUGGACAAGGCACGGCAUCUACAAACAGGGGAGAUGAUCAUAAUCGUGGUGGUCUUGGUCAUGUGGGCAGCCGUUAUUGCCCUGUUCUGCCGGCAGUAUGACAUCAUCAAGGACAACGACUCCAGCAACAGUAAGGAGAAGGCCAAGCCGUUGUCGGAGAGGAGCACGCCGGAGCAUCACAGCGGAGGUCUGCUGAGGAGCAAGGUGAAGAGUCCGUCAAUCCACACUAUGGACGCUGUUCAUCAGCUAAUACGCCAUUGUUAGCCACAUGCUUCAGCCCACGGUAGCCUGUGCUACCUGGGAGGUGAAUACAUGGUUGUUGAAAGCAGUUCAAGACGCUUAGCUCAUCAUUGAGGGACGCUACAAUAUAAAUAUAAACAUGAAUUUGAUUUAUGAAUGCUUUAGAUUAAUAAGGAGUGUAUUUGUCUACCAUUACUCCACAAUAUCAGGUCAAUUUGGUUUAAUGUAUAGUAUGCACUAUGACAAUAAUGUUUUCAUGUUAUGGAGUUGCGAUUCAUUUUAUAAAACAAUUGCUAUGUUCUGUUUUUUA
Messenger RNA from Pleuronectes platessa (European plaice), 967 nucleotides. It is a transcript of the gene fndc4a, whose product is annotated as fibronectin type III domain containing 4a. Bases 1 to 681 code for a protein of 226 amino acids. The transcript is spliced from 6 exons. The record is from RefSeq and is a predicted model, not a curated record. NCBI's taxonomy places the organism in Eukaryota, Metazoa, Chordata, Actinopteri, Pleuronectiformes, Pleuronectidae. Gene Ontology annotation, molecular function: protein binding.